Messenger RNA from Moneuplotes crassus, 249 nucleotides. Lineage: Eukaryota; Ciliophora; Spirotrichea; Euplotida; Euplotidae. The record is from the annotation of a GenBank genome assembly.
AUGGAUAUGAAAUUACUUUUGUGUAAAACAACGAACCAAAGUGAUCAGGUCACUAAUUUUAUCAGAAGAUCUGACGCAAACUGCUGGGGAAGCAGCAUGCUGGCUUGAUCCGAGUGUUCCGAUAAAUAUUACAGAGCUGACUUGGUAACAAGAAUCCCAACCCCUCAGGCUAUAUUAAGAGACUUUGAACUAGUUGAAUAUAAUCUAGAAUAAAUCGAUGCUUUCAGACAGUAUCAUAGUCCUGGAAAA